CAGCUACUGUAGUAUGCUUCGGAAAUUUCAGUACAAAAUUGUUACUAAAAAAGAGCUAUACAAAUGUUGUAUUUGUAAGCUGCUGUGACAGUCCUGAUAGUUUGUGCAAUGGCCUUUAUCUAAGUGCGUAUAAAUUGUUUUGUUUGAGAAUUCGAACUUGAUAAAUAAUGCUUACACAUGUGAUUUUACAAUGCGAAGUAUAUACAUAAUAUAUCAAAAAGCACUGAAAAAAUAUCCCAUAAGAACACAAGCGGUACAAGCUGGAAUACUAAUGGGACUUGGCGAUCAAAUUGCGCAAAACUUUAUAGAAAAUAAUUCAAAAACCAUUGAUUUUAUACGUACAAUGAAAUUCGCUGGAAUUGGUUUGUUCAUUAGUGGUCCAGCAACGAGAAUAUGGUAUGGAAUCUUGGAUAAAUACAUUGGUUCAAAAGGUCAUUCCGUUGCAAUAAAAAAAGUUGUUUGCGAUCAAUUACUCUUUGCUCCUACAUUUUUAGCAGUUUUACUAGUUAUUAUUGGACUUUCUCAAGGAAAAGAUAUUGAAAGACUAAAAAUAAAAAUGAGUAACGAAUAUAAUGAUAUUUUGAUAAAUAAUUACAAGCUAUGGCCGAUGGUGCAGCUUGUCAACUUUUCUUUGGUACCCUUACAUUAUCAAGCUCUAGUUGUACAAUCAGUUGCUCUAUUGUGGAAUAGUUACAUUUCAUAUAGAACAAGUUUAGAUAAAUAUAAAUGAUAUAACAUGAUUGAUCAAUGUAAAACAGUUGUGUGUAACUGUCAAAGUUAUUACAAUUCUUAAGGAUCGUUUAGUAUACAUGCAACAAUAAAACUUAUAUAUUUUGUAAUAUUAGGAUUAUAAUUUUAUAAAAACUUAAUUUCAUUGUUUUGCCAAGUAAUCUACCAUUAAAAAGUAUAGACAUACUA
Messenger RNA from Pseudomyrmex gracilis, 918 nucleotides. RefSeq names its product protein Mpv17 (gene Mpv17). Bases 191 to 730 code for a protein of 179 amino acids. The record is from RefSeq and is a predicted model, not a curated record. The transcript has 4 exons. NCBI's taxonomy places the organism in Eukaryota, Metazoa, Arthropoda, Insecta, Hymenoptera, Formicidae. Gene Ontology annotation, cellular component: cytoplasm; membrane.